Messenger RNA from Cavia porcellus (domestic guinea pig), 885 nucleotides. RefSeq names its product anterior gradient 2, protein disulphide isomerase family member (gene Agr2). Gene Ontology annotation, cellular component: endoplasmic reticulum. The transcript is spliced from 8 exons. Gene Ontology annotation, molecular function: dystroglycan binding. Bases 143 to 661 code for a protein of 172 amino acids. The record is from RefSeq and is a predicted model, not a curated record. Lineage: Eukaryota; Metazoa; Chordata; Mammalia; Rodentia; Caviidae.
CACGUGAAUACAGGAUUAGUGGGUGGGAUUGAGGUGAGCCCUGGUGCAUAAAUAGAGAGGCUCUGCGCUGUGGGCACACUCUGGACUGGGACCGCUCCCUGACCGCUCUCACAGGCAGGUGGGUGGGGAAUCCAGAUCUGCCAUGGAGAAAAUUUCGGCGUCAGCCUUCCUGCUCCUGGUCGCCCUGUCCUACACCCUGGCCAAGGAAACCACAGUGAAGCCCGGAGCUAAGAAGGACUCUCGACCCAAACUGCCCCAGACCCUCUCCAGAGGUUGGGGCGAUCAACUCAUCUGGACUCAGACCUAUGAAGAAGCCUUGUACAAAUCCAAGACGAGCAACAAACCGCUGAUGAUUAUCCAUCACUUGGACGAAUGCCCCCACAGUCAGGCUUUAAAGAAAGUGUUUGCCGAAAACAAGGAAAUCCAGAAAUUGGCAGAACAGUUUGUGCUUCUCAAUCUAGUCUAUGAAACAACUGACAAACAUCUCUCUCCGGAUGGCCAGUACGUCCCCAGGAUUUUAUUUGUGGACCCAUCCCUGACGGUGCGAGCAGACAUCACUGGCAGGUACUCAAACCGACUCUAUGCCUAUGAGCCUUCAGACACCGCUCUGUUGCUUGACAACAUGAAGAAAGCCCUCAAGCUACUGAAGACUGAACUGUAGUGGGGGAAAUUCUGCAAGCUGUUUGCUGCAUGCCAGGCCUGGAGACUGGGCCCGAAGAAGACUGCAGAAGCACUGGCCAGCACGCUCAUUACAUUAUGGUUAAUGUUACAACCGUCUUUUAUUUUUAAAAUUGACUUCAGGAAUAUGUGUAUGAAAACAAUACUGUACACUACUGUAGUAAGCUGUGAUUUUCUAAAAAAUAAAUCCUUUUGGAGGUACUUAAA